AGGGCGAUACCCAAAUUUUCAUUGACUGCAGCAUUGGUAGGCCUAUCGAAGUAUUUUGCUUAUUCUUUAACGUCAUGUCUCAUUCAAAUAACAUUCAGUCGCAAGACCAUCUUGGGAAAAAUAAAGAAGUAUCGUAUAAGAGGACACCCGCUUCUGCUAGUGAUUUGAAAGAGCAAAGGUUUUCCAACAAAGAUAGAAAAGCAUUCAAAAGAAAAUGGCGAGAAGAAAAACUACUAGCUCAAAUGGAAAAAGACAAAAAAAUUCGUCUUGAAAAGGAGAAAAAAUUAAAAGAGGAAGAGCAAGAGAAACAGAAAAAAGACCAAUGUGGUAGAGCAUAUACAGUUUCUAUAGCGCUGCCUGGGUCUAUACUAGACAAUGCACAGUCUAUGGAGCUGCGAGCUUACCUAGCAGGGCAGAUUGCCAGAGCUGCAGCAGUUUUCAAUGUUGAUGAAAUUAUUGUGUUUGAUGAAAAUACACAAUCAAGACAAGAUAAGUCUGAGUUCAGUGGCCUCAAAAAGCCAGGUCAUGGCAAUACACAGCUGUUCCACAUUCUUCAGUAUCUUGAGUGUCCACAGUAUCUACGGAAAGCAUUUUUUCCUUACCACCCAGAUCUAGCCCAUGCGGGCUUGUUGAACCCCCUUGACACCCCUCAUCAUCUUCGAGAAUCAGAUACAAGUCAAUACAGGGAAGGUGUUGUAUUAAAAAAGCCAGUCAGCAAUAAACAAAAUGCAGGAUCUUUUGCAAAUAUUGGUUUAAAACAGGAAGUUCACCUCAACAUGGUAGUACCACCUGGCCAAAGAGUGACAGUAAAGCUAAAAGAACAAACUCCAGAAAAGAAAGUUCUCCAAGGUGUUGUUGUCUCCCCUAAUGAACCCAGAGAAAUUGCAGGUUUAUACUGGGGCUAUACAGUUCGACUGGCAUCCUGUCUUAGUGAAGUGUUUACAAUGUCACCAUAUGAUGAGAACUAUGAUUUGACCAUUGGAACAUCAGAAAAGGGGAAACUUGCAAAUGAUGUUGAAGUUGGAGCAUUUAAACACGCCCUGAUUGUGUUUGGUGGCCUGAAGGGGCUGGAGGCAAGUGUAGAAUCUGAUGACAAAAUUAAGACAGAUGACCCUAGUGAGCUGUUUCACCAUUAUGUCAAUGUAUGCCCCAACCAGGGGAGCCGGACAAUACGCACAGAGGAGGCGUUGUUAAUAGCCCUCACAGCUUUGACACCUAAGCUUACAGCAGCCAACAGAUUAACAGCGACAUCUUGAUGAAAACUUUUUUUUAAAAAUAAA
This is a messenger RNA of Physella acuta, 1280 nucleotides long. RefSeq names its product putative methyltransferase C9orf114. The record is from RefSeq and is a predicted model, not a curated record. NCBI's taxonomy places the organism in Eukaryota, Metazoa, Mollusca, Gastropoda, Physidae.